Cajanus cajan (pigeon pea) is the source of this 331-nucleotide messenger RNA. Lineage: Eukaryota; Viridiplantae; Streptophyta; Magnoliopsida; Fabales; Fabaceae. The record is from RefSeq and is a predicted model, not a curated record.
AACCCCGGAAGAGCAUGGAGAACACUUGAGGUUGGUGCUGAAGAUUUUGAAGGUGAAGCAGUUGUACGCCAAGCUGUCAAAAUGUGAGUUCUGGUUGGAAAAGGUGAAGUUCUUGAGACAUGUUAUUUCAGCUGAGGGGAUUACUAUUGAUCUGGCUAAGGUGGAGUCGGUGUUGCAGUGGGAGCGUCCAAGAACUAUCACUGAUAUUAGAAGCUUUGUGGGCCUAGCGGGUUACUAUAGGAGGUUCAUUGAGGGAUUCUCCAAGAUAGUAGUUUCUCUAACCCAGUUGACUAGAAAGGAGCAGCCUUUUAUAUGGACGGAUGCCUGUUAG